Phytophthora nicotianae INRA-310 is the source of this 1116-nucleotide messenger RNA. RefSeq lists its product as hypothetical. The record is from RefSeq and is a predicted model, not a curated record. The coding region runs from base 1 to 1116 and encodes 371 amino acids. NCBI's taxonomy places the organism in Eukaryota, Oomycota, Peronosporomycetes, Peronosporales, Peronosporaceae. The transcript is spliced from 2 exons.
AUGAGCGAGACUGCUGCUUACUCCACGAGAUUCUUAAGAACUAUCGAUCCCGAUGCUGUCGAGGAAAGAGCGCCCGUCGUAGAUACGCUAAAAGCCUUGGUGACGUCUUCAGAGGUGACCCCAGAUAAGCUCAGGAACUGGCUCAGUGAAGGGAAGUCAGCAGACUCAGUGUUCACGAGGAUGCACCUCGCGAAGACCAAGGACAUGCUGUUGAAGAGACCUCAGUUUAGAUCAUGGGUUCAGUACGCCGACGAUCUAAGUAAGGCAUCCAAGAAAGAGAUGUUAGUAAUUUCGACUCUGACUGCUCAGUAUGGAGACGAUGCACUGUACAAACUAAUUGAAUCAGCUAAGCUGGACCCGAAGAUUAAAACCCUCGCAAACAGACUGGAAAGGGAGCAAAUGCAAUACUGGGUGGCUGUUCGAAAGAGUCCUGACGACGUAUUUCCUAUCUACAAGCUUGACGAGGCGAAACAAACAGUACUGAGCACUCCAAAAUUCGUCAAUUGGGUUAAGCACGUCGAUGAUUUGAACGCCAAGCAUCCCGAACAACCUGUAACGACGAUCCCAACGCUGAAAAAGUAUUUUAACAUCGACGACGAAGGUCUCCUCAGCUUGAUCAGCGUUGGUAAGCAAUCCGAGCGAACCAAAAGCAUCGCCCCCAAAGUGGAGGAUGAUCUACUUCAAAUUUGGGGCAACAGCAAGAAAACACCGGACGCAGUACUAGACGAGAUGAGGAUUGACAAGAUGAACAUUCCCCUUUUGGAGAACUCGCUAUUCACAACUUGGGCGAAGUACGUGAGUAUCUUCAACGCGAAGUACCCCAACGAGAAAAGGACAAUGAUCGUGAUUCUAACACGGAAGUUUGGUGAUCAAUAUAUCACGCAUAUCCUUUAUAAGGCGAAAUCGAUCGAUACGACGAAAACCAUGGCAACUCAACUGGAAUCUGCACAACUGACAAUGUGGCGAAGCAACGACAAAUCUGUUGACGACGUCUUCGACCUACUAUGGCUUCGUCGAAGAGAUCACGAUUUCUGCUCCCGCAAUUCGCCACCGAUACUCAAUGCAAAGCCCGACAAUGCUACCCAUUUUGCUCUCAAAUUUAAAAACCACCUUUGA